Molecule: messenger RNA, 376 nt
Organism: Racocetra fulgida
Lineage: Eukaryota; Fungi; Glomeromycota; Glomeromycetes; Diversisporales; Gigasporaceae
Source: the annotation of a GenBank genome assembly
CUUCUGGACAGAAAAAGCAAAGCAAUCACAUAGAAAUACUUCGGACAGUAAUAAAGAGGUAUACAAAGACACAGAUGAAAACAGCAAUGAUACGGAAUAUAUUGAAGAUAAUGGAGAAUCUUCAAAUAAUGAAGAAUCCAUAAACGAAUUUUUUGCCAAUUAUGAAGCAUUUUCUCAAUAUGAAAAUGCUGGAUUUCAGGAAAAGGACGAGCCAGAAACCAUGCUCCGGAAUAAACAAUGGUUAUUAUCCAAUGGUACCGAUGUUGAAAUUAUCGCAGAAAUUGAUGGCAUCUCCUCCGAAAAAAUAGAAGCCAAAUACGAGACUACACUUAGUCCCAAAGACAAAAAUAUGCUAACGAAGUUAAAAAGAGCUACA